CUCGGCGGCGCGGGCCCAGGACUGAGCAGCUAGGCGCGAGCGAAAACAAACAGCUGGGGCUGCGAGCGCCCCCGCCCCGGCCCCGAGAGCACGCCGGCCCCGUCCCCCACCCGGGGCGCCCGUCUGCCCACCAUGAGAAAGAUCCGCGCCAAUGCCAUCGCCAUCCUGACCGUAGCCUGGAUCCUGGGCACUUUCUACUACUUAUGGCAGGACAACCGAGCCCACGCAGCAUCCUCCGGCGGCCGGGGCGCGCAGAGGGCCGGCGGGAGGCCGGAGCAGCUCCGCGAGGACCGCACCAUCCCGCUCAUUGUGACAGGAACUCCCUCGAAAGGCUUUGAUGAGAAGGCCUACCUGUCGGCCAAGCAGCUGAAGGCCGGAGAGGACCCCUACAGGCAGCACGCCUUCAACCAGCUGGAGAGUGACAAGCUGAGCCCAGACCGGCCCAUCCGGGACACCCGCCAUUACAGCUGCCCGUCUGUGUCCUACUCCUCGGACCUGCCAGCCACCAGUGUCAUCAUCACCUUCCACAAUGAGGCCCGUUCCACCCUGCUGCGCACGGUGAAGAGUGUCCUGAACCGAACUCCUGCCAACUUGAUCCAGGAGAUCAUUUUAGUGGAUGACUUCAGUUCAGAUCCGGAAGACUGUCUACUCCUGACCAGGAUCCCCAAGGUCAAGUGCCUGCGCAAUGAUCGGCGGGAAGGGCUGAUCCGGUCCCGAGUGCGUGGGGCGGACGUGGCUGCAGCUACCGUCCUCACCUUUCUGGAUAGCCACUGCGAAGUGAACACCGAGUGGCUGCCGCCCAUGCUGCAGCGGGUGAAGGAGGACCACACCCGCGUGGUGAGUCCCAUCAUUGAUGUUAUCAGUCUGGAUAAUUUUGCCUACCUUGCAGCAUCUGCUGACCUUCGUGGAGGGUUCGACUGGAGCCUGCAUUUCAAGUGGGAGCAGAUCCCUCUUGAGCAGAAGAUGACCCGGACAGACCCCACCAGGCCCAUAAGGACGCCUGUCAUAGCUGGAGGAAUCUUCGUGAUUGACAAGUCCUGGUUUAACCACUUGGGAAAGUAUGAUGCCCAGAUGGACAUCUGGGGGGGAGAGAAUUUUGAGCUCUCCUUCAGGGUGUGGAUGUGUGGUGGCAGUCUGGAGAUCGUCCCCUGCAGCCGGGUGGGCCAUGUCUUCAGGAAACGGCACCCCUACAACUUCCCUGAGGGUAAUGCCCUCACCUACAUCAGGAAUACUAAGCGCACUGCAGAAGUGUGGAUGGAUGAAUACAAGCAAUACUACUAUGAGGCCCGGCCCUCAGCCAUUGGGAAGGCCUUCGGCAGUGUGGCUACGCGGAUAGAGCAGAGGAAGAAGAUGAACUGCAAGUCCUUCCGCUGGUACCUGGAGAACGUCUACCCAGAGCUCACGGUCCCUGUGAAGGAAGCACUCCCCGGCAUCAUUAAGCAGGGGGUGAACUGCUUAGAAUCUCAGGGCCAGAACACAGCUGGUGACUUCCUGCUUGGAAUGGGGAUCUGCAGAGGGUCUGCCAAGAACCCCCAGCCCGCCCAGGCAUGGCUGUUCAGUGACCACCUCAUCCAGCAGCAGGGGAAGUGCCUGGCUGCCACCUCCACCUUAAUGUCCUCCCCCGGAUCCCCAGUCAUACUGCAGAUGUGCAACCCUAGAGAAGGCAAGCAGAAAUGGAGGAGAAAAGGUUCUUUCAUCCAGCAUUCAGUCAGUGGCCUCUGCCUGGAGACGAAGCCUGCCCAGCUGGUGACCAGCAAGUGUCAGCCUGACGCCCAGGCCCAGCAGUGGCAGCUGUUGCCACACACAUGAUGGUAGCCCUGGGACCUCCUGUACCUUUUGCAUGAGACUUUGGGACCGGAAGGGGGUUAGGGUGGGGGAGUGCAAAGCGGGCUGUUCCCAUCUCCUCACAUUUCCGCCAGGACCAUCAGCAAAUACCCACCAUGACACACGUUCUCCAAAGCUUGUUCCAGGAGGGCGCAGGCGGGCGUGCCCCGAUGCCCUCAGUGCUGUCCUGGCCUUGCCCCGGGAGAGGAGAUGGUCAGGGUGCUGGACUGUUGCUGGUUAGAGACUGAGUAGGUGCCCCUGGCCCUUUGUUCUCUCCCUUGGCGCUUCUUGGGGCCGGGACAAUAGUGUGUGGCCCCACACUAUUGUCCCCUUUGUUGCCUGGAGAGAGCAAGGACAGAAGCCCACACAGGGGUCUUUUGGGUCAUGAGGCCCAGCUGUGCAGGCAGGCAGGGCCAGGGGAAAUUGGGCAGUGUGGGUGGAGAGGCUGAAGGCUGAGAAGAGGGAAGGGGAGAGGGGCAGCCUGCAGGGGUAGCUAAAGAACGGGAAGGAGGUAAGAAGCCCGGUGACCUGCCAGAGAUGCCAAGCCCAGGGUGGCGGUGGGUUGGGUGGGGAUGGAUGGUGUCUUGGCAGCAAAGGAUGGGUAAUUUGCAAAUGAACAUGGAUAGAAGAGAAGCAAAGCACCAAAAGAACAAGAUCUCUUACCCAGGACGCAGUCCCUUCCACACUUUACCAGCCCCAGGGUCUGAGCCUGACACUGCCUCUUCCGGUCCUGUGCCUGUGGGUGCCCACAUUCUUAGCAAGAGGCUGCAGAGGGAUCUUUAGGGGACAAUUCGGGCGUAGUUUAUUAAACCGACUCCACUUCUGUUUGGCCAUGUGUCAGGCUGAGACCUCUCUCUUGGGCAUUAAUGAACAGCUAGUGCCCUGUCCCUGCCGCCAGGACCCACUGAAAGGACGGGUAGCCACACACAUCCCUGAGUAGCCCCAGCCUCGUUUGUCAUUUUUGACUCCUGCUUUCUCAACGGUUUUUGCCUCUGUCAAUACAGCAUCAUGGGUGGUUGGAAAGAAGGGAACUUCCUUUCUGGACCAUGAAUAGCCCCUAAGUCAUUAGGGCUCAACCUCACCCUUAUUCCCCUCCCCGCUACAGAAGCCCCUAAGUCAUUAGGGCUCAACCUCACCCUUAUUCCCCUCCCUACUACACGAGGGAUUUUCUUGAAGGGUCAGCUAUUGCACUGGGCUGGGAGGCUGGCUGUGGCUCCUGUUUGUGAAGAGAACUCCCAGUUCCUUUUCACAGCCACUGAGAACACAUCCACACAUCUACCCCACGGCCUUGUCUUGGAACUGCUCCUGCUAUCCCCACACCCUGCUUCCUCACCCCACUGGCUCUUGGGCAAAUGACUGUUGGUACCAGGACCCUGGGGGUCUCCCCUACAAAGCAGACCAGCCUGGGGCAGAUAUACGUACCACAGGAGCCCCCUGUCUUUCAUAGGCCAAGGAUCCACACACCCAUAGAGUUCAUGGAUUCCAGAGGGUCUAGCAAUCUCUUGAAAUUGUCCCUAAAAUACUGCGUGUGUGCAUACAUGCAUUUUCCUGGGGAAAAAGUCCAUGGCUUCUAAAAGAGGUCCCUGAUCCCCCAAAGGGCCUGAACCUCUGCUCUGGAUUGAAGCCACUGUCUGCCCAAGCUGCCACCCCCUAAUCUUCCUCCCUGGUGUGCUCAAACUGCCAUCGCCUGCUCCCUCCACGCGGCCCUUGGGGUCAGCAGCCAAGUGUCUGUGGUCCGCAGCACCUCCUCUGGAGGGCUCUCCAGCAGUUUCGCCUCCUGGCUCUCACCAGCGUCCUCUCGGCAGCACUCCCGCGCCCAAGCACACCCCUCUGGACUUGCCAGCGCAGGGCCCUUCGCCCCCCAGGGCCAUGCUUUGCCUGUCCUCUGUCGUGAUGUUUCUUCCACAGCCAGGUGCAGCCUCAGAUCCCCUGUUCAUCUGGGAAGCCUCCUGCCACAGCUUAGGACAGAACUGGGCCCAGGGCAAAGGCCUCUCCCCAGAGGAUGGACUAGAAGGCCUGGGCCACACUCAGGCAUGGACCUUUGGGGCUGGGGAGCAGGGGCUGCUCCUGUUGAAUGUAAGAGGACUGCUGACCAGAGGGCCUUCAAGAGGGUCUCUCUCUCCUUUGCUGUGGUCGGAUCAGGCUCUGCACUUAUCAGCCGGUCCUUUGUGGCAACUCAGCCCUAUUCUGUUUUUGCUUUUCCUCUUCUUGACCAAAGCAUGUGCCACUAGCUGUCCUUGAGGACCUCGUCUUUAUGAAACACACACUUGGAAUAAAACCACUUCUUACAUGUCCACAUGCACCAGCGCCUUCCUUUCUGCCUCCAGGCUUAGCCCUUCAGCACACCCUCCCCCGCCUCGUGGGGAAAGUCAGGGCCUCCUUUCUGUAAAAGUGAAACUGAACAUGCUCAAGUCUAGCCCUCUCCUGCACCUGGUAGCUUGCUCGUCAGCCUCCAUGCCCUGUGGUGCCCCAGGAACUCCUGACUGCUCUGGUGGGGGCCAACAGGUGGCCCUACUGCAAGGGCAGGCCUUGGACCAAAACCAGGAAUCAGCGCAGGUCAGGUGGAGCCCAGGCUCCUGUGGCCUCAUUAUGGGAUCCUACUUGGGGCUUAGAAAUGGAAAGCAAAUUGCUUCUCCAAAUAGGUAUUGCCCUGCCGCCAUGCUUGCCUUUAGCCAGCCCUCUCUCCUUCCCUGUGAGCCAGCCCUGUCCCCUUGGAGCUGCCCUCCUGUGCUCUACCACACAAGAAGGCAGUGGUACAAAUUCAGGCAGGACAUACUUCCUGGGUAAAAACAGCAAAAUAAUUCUGAAAAGAGUCUUACCAGACCAGCUUUGCUUGAUUGGGUAGCAGAUGCUCUGCCUAAUGUUCCCAUGGAAACCAAUGGAAAACCCCCACCAUGUCUGUGAUCAGAAGCUGAACCUACCCAGGUAAAAAUAAACGCUGCUUCAACAUACAUGUGAACUGCAGUUGGCAGGCCAGCACACCACUAGCCUCUCCUGGACGCAGCCAUUUCUGCCCUCAGCCCCACUUUGCCGUAGGGCUGCUGAUCUGGAGUUACCCAGAACUUCUGACCCCUGGGCCUGAGGAGCCUGGAGCAAAGCCCUAGCUGGCUGCAGAGAAUACACCUUGGCUACAAUGUCCAGCUUGGUCUGUGCUUAGGAGCAAGUCACUGUAAAAGACCCUGGCUGCAGUCUCCAUUCCCCCAUCCACCCCUCCGUCCUCUCAGGGAGCACAGCCCACCACCCACCGCCUACUCAGGGCUCCCUCCUGGCGUGCUGAGCCCCAUUUCCGCUCUCCAUCUAUUUUCACCCUCGGCCUUGGAGGGCUCUGGUGCUUGCUUCUCCUGACUCAGGCUCUCUCCUCUUGCUUGCUCUCCUCCAAACCUACCUCUCCCAAAGCCCAUUUUCUGUGCCACCCAGUUUUUUCCCUAGGAAUCAGCCUAGGGCCUUUAGCCAGCCCCUGGAGGAAUCAGCAAAAGCCCCAGGCUGGGUAUUAACAGUUGCGUCACUGGCAGGAGAGUCCCCUGAGAGCCUAUGGGUGGGGCGGCAGGAGGGACUUCUGCACCGGGGCCAGACUCCCAUUUGUACAGCAGGGAGCAGUUCCUGAGGAUCCCUGGGCCUCUGCGACUUGGCUUCAGUUUUUACAAGGGCUCUUCCCCCAGCCCCUCAGGAAGGCUGUCUCCAUCUGCAGUUGGGAGAAAUAACCUGGACAAUAUGACUGUCCUCCCAGGGGUCCAGCACCCCAAGGCCUGCGGGGGAUGUCUCCCAGCACUGCAUGGGGUGUGGUCCUCUCCCACCAGGGAACAGGAAAGGAAACCUGGAAGGGAAAGGCUGGCAUUUAUAACGUCUGUAAUUUCAUUGCCAACAAUGUUCUCAGUGUGUUUGGUA
Pongo pygmaeus (Bornean orangutan) is the source of this 5709-nucleotide messenger RNA. RefSeq names its product polypeptide N-acetylgalactosaminyltransferase 16 (gene GALNT16). Gene Ontology annotation, cellular component: Golgi apparatus. The record is from RefSeq and is a predicted model, not a curated record. The transcript is spliced from 16 exons. Gene Ontology annotation, biological process: protein O-linked glycosylation. Gene Ontology annotation, molecular function: polypeptide N-acetylgalactosaminyltransferase activity. Lineage: Eukaryota; Metazoa; Chordata; Mammalia; Primates; Hominidae. Bases 133 to 1809 code for a protein of 558 amino acids.